CCAGCGCCGCCUGCCUGCUGCUCCUCUCCUCCCUGCUCCCCAGCCUCAGGGGUCUCAACAUUUGCACAAGGGGAAGUGCUGCCUCCUGUGAAGAGUGCCUGCUCAUUCAUCCAAAAUGUGCUUGGUGUUCCAAAGAGGAAUUUGGCAGCACAAAGUUCAUCACCUCGAGGUGUGACUUCGUAGAAAACCUGAAUACGAAUGGCUGUGCAGGAGAAAUUGAGACUAAAAAAAGCAGCAUUCACAUAGUGGAGAAUCUGCCUCUAAGCAGCAAGGGCUCCAGCUCCACCCUUUCCGACGUGACACAAAUAAUGCCUCAGAAGAUCUCAUUGAAUCUGCGGCCUGGUGACAAGACUUCCUUCCGAGUGCAGGUUCGUCAGGUAGAAGACUAUCCUGUGGAUUUGUAUUACUUGAUGGAUCUCUCCCUAUCCAUGAAAGAUGACCUGGAUAACAUUCGGAAUCUGGGAACCAAGCUGGCUGAGGAGAUGAGAAAGCUCACUAGCAAUUUCCGGCUGGGGUUUGGAUCGUUUGUGGACAAAAAUAUUUCUCCUUUCUCCUACACAGCUCCGCGAUAUCAAAACAAUCCCUGCAUUGGUUACAAGUUAUUUCCAAACUGUGUCCCAUCCUUUGGAUUCCGCCAUCUCUUGUCCCUCACGGAUAAAGUCGACAGUUUCAAUGAAGAAGUUCAGAAACAGAGGGUCUCUCGGAACAGAGAUGCUCCCGAAGGUGGUUUUGAUGCAAUCCUGCAGGCUGCUGUGUGUAAGGAAAAGAUUGGCUGGAGGAAAGAGGCCUCUCACUUGCUGGUCUUCACGACGGACGACGUGCCGCACAUAGCACUGGACGGGAAGCUCGGCGGACUGGUCCAGCCGCAUGAUGGCCAGUGUCACCUAAAUGAGGCGAACGAAUACAGUGCAUCCAACCAACUGGAUUAUCCUUCCCUGGCACUUCUUGGAGAGAAGCUGGCUGAAAACAACAUCCACCUCAUUUUUGCUGUGACAAAAGCUCAUUAUUUUCUUUACAAGAAUUUUACAGCACUAAUUCCUGGAACGACGGUGGAGAUUUUACUUCAAGACUCCAACAAUAUUAUUCAGUUGAUAGUCAAGGCAUAUAAUAGUAUUCGGUCUAAAGUGGAACUAACUGUAUGGGACAAUCCUGAGGAUGUCAGCCUAACCUUCACAGCUACGUGCCAAGAUGGCUUGUUGUAUCCUGGAGUCAGGAAGUGUGCAGAUCUCCAAAUAGGAGACACAGUUUCCUUUGAGGUUUCUGUAGAAGCUCGGAGCUGCCCUGCCGAGACAACCUCGCACACUUUUACCAUCAAGCCAGCAGGGUUCCGGGACACCUUGGAAGUGGAGGUCACGUACAACUGCACUUGCGGAUGUACGACGUGGCUAGAACGGAACAGCAGCAAGUGCAGUGGGAAUGGGACUUACACCUGUGGACUAUGUGAAUGUGACUCAGGCUAUUUGGGAGCCAAGUGUGAAUGUGAAGAGGGAGAGAGCGGGAACAUGUACCAGAACCUGUGCCGGGAGGCUGAAGGCAAACCUGUCUGCAGUGGCAGGGGGGAAUGCAGCUGCAACCACUGUGUCUGCUACAAGAGUGAGUUUGGAAAGAUCUACGGGUUGUUCUGCGAGUGCGAUGACUUCUCCUGUGCCCGAUACAAGGGUGUCCUCUGUUCAGGCCAUGGAGAGUGUCACUGUGGGGAGUGCAAGUGUCACGCUGGUUACAUUGGAGACAACUGCAACUGCUCGACAGAGACUAACCGCUGCCUUUCGAAUGACAGUCAGAUGUGCAGCGGCAGAGGCAACUGUGUCUGUGGGAAAUGCCAAUGCACGGAGCCCGGAGCCUUUGGAGAGACGUGCGAGAAAUGUCCUACCUGCCCAGGUGUCUGCAGCACUAAAAGGGACUGCAUUGAGUGUAUGUUAUAUAGCUCAGGAAGACUGGCUGACAACCAAACCUGCCAGAAACACUGCAAGGAUGAGAUUAUUUCACGCGUGGAUGUCCUCAAAACGGAUGACCAGCAUUCGGUCCUAUGUGUCUACCCCGUGAAUGACUGUGUGAUGAAGUUCACCUACUCGGAACUUCCCAGCGGAAAGUCCAAUCUCACCGUCCUCAAAGAGCCAGAGUGCGGCUCUGCACCUAACGCCCUGACCAUCUUGCUAGCCGUAGUGGGCAGUAUCUUGCUGAUAGGAAUUGUCCUCCUGGCUGUCUGGAAGCUGCUUGUCACCAUUCACGACCGGCGGGAGUUUGCCAGAUUCCAAAGCGAACGUUCCCGGGCGAGAUACGAAAUGGCAUCCAAUCCUCUUUACCGAAAGCCUAUUUCUACGCAUAGCUUAGAUUUCACAUUCAACAAGCUGAGCAAAUCUUAUAAUGGUACGGUUGAUUGACUGCAUAUUAGCAAUCUGUUGCAAGCAGAACUGAAAUGCUGUGGACAAUUGCUUGACUUUGUGUCUGCUUCCUGACUUGAAGCUGGAAUCCUUUUCAGAGGAGAACACUCAGAGUGCAAGACCGACUGUUGACAGAAGGCUGAUGUUUGCACAGGAAAGACAUGGCACAGCAGGGCACGGUACUGUAUGAUUCCUGAAUGCAAAGACAUGCUCCUGGACACAUUUUUGUGCUCAUUGACUGAGGUGUGUGGAACUCCUCAUACCCCCCGGCUUUUUGGAUAACUUCAACCUGCCAGCUCCGCAAAACAAGUGCCAUAUUGCAGCUUCAGACAUAUACCAGUGUAAGGGGUGGUGAUUGGGCCAAAUUCAGGGGAGACCGCACCAUCGCAAGUCUUUAGGGGGAAAUUAGCUUAAAAGGGGGGCGUUGGAAGCAGUUGUGUUUUUUUUAAAAAAAAA
Messenger RNA from Pelodiscus sinensis (Chinese soft-shelled turtle), 2837 nucleotides. NCBI's taxonomy places the organism in Eukaryota, Metazoa, Chordata, Testudines, Trionychidae. The record is from RefSeq and is a predicted model, not a curated record.